Messenger RNA from Peromyscus leucopus (white-footed mouse), 1420 nucleotides. Its product is annotated as melanoma-associated antigen B4-like. Gene Ontology annotation, cellular component: nucleus. The transcript has a single exon. Gene Ontology annotation, biological process: negative regulation of transcription by RNA polymerase II. The record is from RefSeq and is a predicted model, not a curated record. Lineage: Eukaryota; Metazoa; Chordata; Mammalia; Rodentia; Cricetidae. Bases 24 to 1046 code for a protein of 340 amino acids.
AGCACUCCUGCUUGCCUAGUACCAUGCCUAGGGGCAACAAGAGCAAGAGCCGCUCCAGGGCCAAAAGACAGCAAGCUCGAGGAGAGAGCCAGAAUCUCCAGGGUGCUAAGCCCACUGCAGAGAAGGAAGCAGCAUCCCCCACUCUUGGCCAGGGAGAUGCCCCAAGCUCCCCUGAUAUCUACACUCCUCAGGGGUCCCAGGAGGCUGCAUCCCAUGGCUCUCCUGAGUUAAAUGUGUCCCACUCAGUUUCUGAUGUCAGUGCUGAGGGUUCUGUUGCAGGUGUUGAUGUGAAGCGUUCAAAUGCUUGCAUUAUAGCAGAAGCCAUCGAUUCUGCACGCAGAGAUCCUCUGAGCAGGAAGGCCAGCAAGAUCCUUCACUACCUGCUGGAGAAGUACCAGAAGGAUGAGCAGCCUGUAGAGGCAGAAAUGCUGAAGCUGAUCAACAGGAAGUACAAGGUGCACUUUCCCUGGAUCCUGGAGAAAGCCACCUACCAGCUGGAGAUGGUCUAUGGGCUGGAGUUGAAGGUUGACCACACUCACUCCUAUGUUCUUGUUAACAAGUUACCUAUCCCCCCUGGGGCAAAACAGGGUGGCAAGAAAGAGUUGCCAAAGACGGGUCUCAUACUGACCCUCCUGGGUAUGAUCAUGAUGAAGGGCAAUCGUGCCACUGAGGAAGAGGUCUGGCAAUUCCUCCAUAUGCAGGGGAUAUAUCCUGGGAGGAGGCACUUAAUCUUUGGGGAGCCCCGGAAGUUCAUCACCAAAGAGCUAGUUGAGCAAAAUUAUGUGGAGUACCGCCAGGUGCCUGGUAGUCAUCCCCCAACCUAUGAGUUCUUGUGGGGUUCUAGGGCCCACGAUGAAACUAUCAAGAUGAAAGUCCUGGAUGUUUUAGCUAAGAUCAAAAAUGCCAUUCCUGGUUUCUACCCUCAGCAGUAUGAGGAGGCUCUGAGUAACCAGGCUGAGAGAGCAGCCAGGAGAGGUGAGGCUUCUGGUCACCAUGGUGCCAGGAUUCCCUCCCAUGCCCAAUCUAGCAGCUCCUCCCACACUUAGCUGGCCCUUGGGUAUAGCUGUCACUGUGCUGGAGAACAGCCAGUCUCCUGAGUAGUGGGGUGUUUAUGGGUAGAAAGGACAGCACUAAGCGAUUAUUUUCCUCUUCUGUUAGGCCUGGGAAAAUAUAAGUUUCUUUGUUACAUUGUUAAUAUUCCUGCAACUGAAGAUUUGUCUCAUAUAUGCUUCUUAACUUUACAUCUGCCACAUUUAUUGCUCUUUGUCAAGUUUAAGAGUAAGAUAUUUGGGAUUUUAAGUUUAUUGGAAAAAUCUUCACAUAUUUCUUCUCAGUAAGUGUAAAACAACAUGGCAUGAGAAAGGGUUUCACAGAAUGUGAUGUGCUACAACUGGUGAAACAAAGUAAAGUGGUCAGUUCA